Molecule: messenger RNA, 1856 nt
Organism: Arabidopsis arenosa
Lineage: Eukaryota; Viridiplantae; Streptophyta; Magnoliopsida; Brassicales; Brassicaceae
Source: the annotation of a GenBank genome assembly
UAUUUCAAAGCACAUAAACAAUGCUAUUGAUGGAUUAAAUAUCUUACAUCAACAUAAUAUAUAUGAUUAAUGUUGGAAUUGUUGACGUUACACAGAAGUAUAGGAAACACAUGAGAAAGGUUAAAGAAAGAGCCAGAGAAAUCAACAUGGCAAAAAAAGCUAUGAAGUCCAACGUUGCAUCAUCUAGCAACAUCAACCCACAACCUUCGUAUAAGUACUUCAGAGGUCUAAGCAAGGAAAAUUUGUUUAAGGCUCAACUUGGUGAUCGUUUUGGUCAACCUAGCAUCCUUUUGAACAACAAUGACUCUAUCUACUCCAUGCACGAUGGACUCACCUAUGAUCUGAGCCAAAACGGAUCUAACUUGUUGCCUAUGGGAGAAAGCCACAGAUUUUCGAGGGGCAUGUGGCCUUUAAAUGAGGAAAGCGGAAGCGUGUUGCCUUUAAAUGAGGAAAGGAGAAGCGUUUUUGGAACAUCUCAAAUGUCUCAAGUUCCUAGGCCUGGACAAUAUGGUACACCAAGCGAUAUUUCGGGUAUGAACUCUAAUCUUGAUACUGGUUAUAUGCGUAAUAGUUACGCUGGGAUAAGUACUAUAGAUAAAAAUGGUUAUCUGUCUGGACUUGGUGGAGAAAGAGUUAGUGGUAAUGACAAUGGAUAUCUUGGUGAAAGUCUGGACGCCAUGAACUGGACUCUCAAUAACAAUGGGAGUUCAACUUCGAGGUUUUCCGCUCCAUUUUCAUCGUUAUUACACAACAAGGUUCAACCACAUCACAAUUUCACUACACCAACGGAUGAUCUGCUACCUAGAAGCAUCUUUGAUAUAUCUCAAGCGCCUCAAGUUCCUUCAUUUGGACAGUAUGGUAUAACAAAUGAUGUUAUCGGUAUGAAACCUGAUUUUGGUACUGGUUAUAUGCAUAAUAACUACACUGGUAUCAAUACUGAUCAAAUUGGAAAUCUCGCUGGACUUGGUGGAGCAAGAGUUAAUGGUAAUGGUAAUGUCUCUCCUGGUCAAAAUUUGGGUACCAUGAACUGGAAUUUCGAUGAAAACAACAUGAGUAGUUAUGGAAGUUCAUCAAAUUCGAGGUUUUCUUCUCCAUUUUCAUUGUUCAAUGAAGAUCAGUCACUGAGUCAUUUAAAUGCGCAAACGGAUGAGUUGGUUCCUGUACUAGAGAAUCUAAGCUUGUACAAUGAUCAUCAGAGCAUCAACCCAUUUUCUGGCAAUUCCUAUCAGCAUCAAGGUCAAGUGAGUGAUACAAAUUUUCAAUUUGCCAAUGGUGAUCAACUGGAAAUAAAUGCAAUGCUUGCUGCUUGUUCUAUUGAGGACAUUAAUAAUUUGAGCAUUAAUAACGUGAAAGAAAGCUCUAAUGAGGAAACAUUGAAUUCUAUUGCUGCUAAUUUGGAAAUGCUUUUUCCUACUCAUGACAUGAACAUUAUAAAUCAGCAUCAAGGUCAACUGUUGAGUGGCGAAAAUCAUGAAUAUGCCAAUGAUAAUCAACUUAAUAGGAAUUCAAUUCUCGCUACUCAUUCUCUUGAGGAUAUUAAUUAUUUGAGCAUUAAUAACGUGAACAACUCUUCGGAAAAAACAUUGAACUCCUUUGCUGCUAAUUCAGAAAUGAAUUUUCCUGCUCCCGACGUGAACACUAUGAAUCAGGAAGAACAAGGUGAUGCAGAUUUGACAGAUGUUUUAUUUACAUUUGAUGAGGAGGAACAAGGUCUUGCAGCUUUGAUUGAUGUUCCAUUGCCAUUUGAUCAGAAGGAACAAGGUGUUGCGGAUUUGACGGAUGUUCCAUUGGCAUUUGAUCAGGUAAAAUGCUUUUAAAUCUGAGCAAUCCUAUUUUAAUAAUAAUUUUGGUUAUAG